AUGUCCGCAAUUAUAACAAAGUACGUUGCAAACCACAAACUCAAUAAAGAUAUGAGUAAUAAAGAACUUAGCCAACACGCUUCAGUAUUACUUGAGCUUUUGACAGAUAAACUAAAAAGACUCAAAGGUCGUCAGCACUUACAGGGGGGCUAUAGUUUUAGCAAAAAACAGAGAAUUGAGCAGUGCAUAAGUCAAGCAACUUCCCGGAAAGAAGGGAGUUUGUCCAGGACUGAAGUUAAUAUAUGUGAUGCUAAAGGCAUCUAUCAAGUAUCUGAUAUCAUCCCAGAAGGUGAGACUAUUAGAGAAACAGCUCAACGUAUUGUUCGGAAUAAUCUUAGUGAAAGAGAUGUAAAAGUGAUAUCUAGAACCUUAGUUGAAACAGCUUCUGAUCCUGAGCGUACUGAGUAUAAAAAUGAAGGAUUCCAUUUUCCAGACUACUUCUCGUUAGAAUCGGUUAAGGAAUGGCUAGAUUUGUAUGUUGUGUUUAACACACCUGAUAAACAGGCCCUAACUGAUGUAAUGAUCAUGCUCUGUAUCCGCCCUGCUGAAAUUAAAAACUUACGCAUAGCAAAUGGAGGUAAAGCAAUCACUUCCAGAGCGUUAAAAGAUCUAGGAAAACCUGGAUCGAUAUACUUAAGUUCAUUUCUGAAAAAAGAUGAAUAUAUUCCUAAACCUUAUGAGCCACUACUCCCUAGUUCUUUGCGUAAAUUAGGGGCGGUAUUUGCUUCUGCAGUACAUGGACCUAAAAAUCUGUUAAAAGCCAAUACUUAUACCAGUGAAGCAUUUCGCCACAGUCCUGACAAUCAUACUUCUCCUUCUGAUAGAUAUACUAUACAAAAUGCAGAAGUAUAUAGUGCACUUUCCAGUGAAAAUAGAGCACUAAAGAAACAAUUGGAAGACUAUCAUUCCCAAUACAACACUUUAGAAAAGAGGGUAAAAAGAUUAGAGAGAAAUAUAAAGUCCUUAGAGAGUGAAUUAGAGGAUUUAGACGAAUGUGUAGAUAGUGAGACUGUGAUCGACUUGAUACAUAAAAUAGUUCCCUCGCUAAUUGGUAAAAAAGGGCUGAAAAGUGCUAUGCAUAAAGGUUUCUCCUAUUCGGUUGAGUCUUCUGAAGAAUCUGAUUCAGUCAAGACAAUUGUGAUAAGAGAAAACGAGGCUAUCCCUCAUAAGCAAUGA
Rhizophagus irregularis DAOM 181602=DAOM 197198 is the source of this 1176-nucleotide messenger RNA. The record is from RefSeq and is a predicted model, not a curated record. NCBI's taxonomy places the organism in Eukaryota, Fungi, Glomeromycota, Glomeromycetes, Glomerales, Glomeraceae.